Molecule: messenger RNA, 588 nt
Organism: Acaulospora morrowiae
Lineage: Eukaryota; Fungi; Glomeromycota; Glomeromycetes; Diversisporales; Acaulosporaceae
Source: the annotation of a GenBank genome assembly
AUGGUCAAGAAUAUUCUCAUUAAUAAAACGAGCUGUUGCUUUUGCAUGAGUUUGAAAGUUGGUGCUAUAGUCGCUUCUGCGAUUUGGCUGUUAAUUGCAUUGUAUGGUGCCGUCGCCAAUUUUAUGUACUAUAGCUCUAGUAAAAACGGAGACCUUAACUUUUAUUCUAGUGCUAGAUGGUUCUCCUUGUUUUCCGCUGUCUUAUGCACUUUUCUAACUGGGGAUGUCAUAUUUGGAUUCUUCGUUAUAUUCUGCGCUAACACAGCAAAAAUGUUAAAAAUCUACUCGUGCAUGGCUUACUUUAUUGCUGGAGGAUUUUUCCUCCUUGAAGUUAUUUCUCUUAUUGUUCUUUUUGCGAACAAGAACAGCUUCAUAUCUAUUUGCGUCGAUACGUCGGUGAAUAAAAACAAUAAAACUUUGGAUGAUGCAAAUAAAAUAUGUAAUUCCAUCUAUAGCUAUACCAUGUUUAUGGGAAUUGCUUCUGCUAUUAUUAUCAUUGCCAACUCGGUUUUCUUUCUCCAGGUGAUAAGAGCUUAUGCCAAAAGUCAACAAGAUAUCGAGGAUUCGGUUAUUGAAACAAAGGCUUGA